This is a messenger RNA of Corylus avellana, 1563 nucleotides long. RefSeq names its product ABSCISIC ACID-INSENSITIVE 5-like protein 2. NCBI's taxonomy places the organism in Eukaryota, Viridiplantae, Streptophyta, Magnoliopsida, Fagales, Betulaceae. The record is from RefSeq and is a predicted model, not a curated record. Gene Ontology annotation, cellular component: nucleus. Gene Ontology annotation, biological process: positive regulation of DNA-templated transcription. Gene Ontology annotation, molecular function: DNA-binding transcription factor activity.
GAGAAAUGAUCCGACCCGAUGGAUUCAAGCGACAGACCCAGCGUCGAAGACGAAGGUGCAACAGGCAAAGAAUCAAUGAGCCAACCUCAAACUGAAUACACAACAGAAAAAGCCAUUAAUUUUGGGUUCCUCCUUUUCAUCUCCUAAUCUCCGGGUUGUGUUUUGUUGCUCCAGUCGUGGGUUCCUGGUGUAAUUUACGACUCAGCGAAAAAGAUCUAUUUUCCCGUCAUCCCAUAAUUCUCUUCCAUUUUCUCCUGGUUUUUGUUCUAUGGGGAUUCAAACAAUGGGGUCUCAAGCCAAUGGCCAACAGCCUCAUUUACAGCCAUCCCCAUUGUUAAGGCAGAGCUCAUGGUAUAACCUCACCCUAGACGAAGUUAAAAAUCAGUUGGGAGACAUGGGGAAACCAGUGGGUAGCAUGAACCUUGAUGAGCUUCUUCAGAAAGUGUGGACUGCUGAAGCAAAUCAAUCCAUGGGAAUGGACAAUGAGAACUCCUCGUCGUCGUCUUCCCUCCAACGGCAGGCCAGUGCAACAUUGGCCAGGGCAUUGAGUGGGAAGACGGUUGAUCAAGUGUGGAGAGAGAUUCAACAAGGGCAGAAUAAGAGGUACGGUGAAGGCAUGAGGGGUCAGGAUAGAAAUAUGACGCUUGGGGAAAUGACUUUAGAAGACUUCUUGGUACAAGCAGGGCUUUUUGCUGAUGCUUCUAUAGGUCCUACCAUGGAGUUGGAUAUGGCUGAGCAGAGUUUUUCUCUGAAAAUGGGUUUGUCAUCAUCCCCUUCAACUGGCACCUUAUCAGAUACAACAAUGCCAGGACGGAAAAGGAAUGGCUCAGAUACGUUGGAGAAGACUAUGGAAAGGAGGCUAAAGAGAAAAAUCAAGAACAGGGAAUCAGCUGCGCGCUCACGAGCUAGAAAACAGGCUUACCAUAACGAACUGGUGGGCAAGGUUUCACUAUUGGAAGAGGAGAAUAUCAAACUCAAGAAAGAGAAGGAAUUUGAUCAAAUGUCGCCUUGUGAAUCAUCACCUGAAACAAAGUAUCAGCUUCGAAGAACAAAUUCAGCCUCUUUCUGACAUCAUCUUUGCACUGAAGGUUUGGAGUUCCCUAUUGUUGUGACUAAUGUAAUGGACAGCUGAGGAAGCUGCUUUGGGAUUUCUUAACCAGGCUCCUCUCCCACCAUUAGGGCUGGCUUUAUGUAAAUUUAUGAUUCAACUGAUUAUUAAAUAUAUAAUUCAGCAAAAGUGCCAUGUUUAUAAAUGUCGGCUCUGUUUUGCUGGAAACUAUAGUAGGAAAAGUCCAUGUUAGUUGAGUCCAUAUUAGGAAAGAAGCGAGUCCAUGUUAGUCUCUAGUCUAUUUCCUGGAAAGUUGGCUUGCAAGUCGAAAGCAAUGAAGCCUCUUUAUGAGUUUGGAGUUUAGGACUGUAAUUGACCAAGUGUCUUGGUGAAACUCAGGAGUCAUUAUCAUAUCCAUGUUGAGCUACCAAGUACUUGUCUGUGUGUAACAUACUACACUACACUUUUAUCUUAUUCCAUUGAUGUGGUAAUGUCAUCUUUAUUUUUCUUAACAA